Acanthaster planci (crown-of-thorns starfish) is the source of this 1887-nucleotide messenger RNA. Its product is annotated as microfibrillar-associated protein 1-like. NCBI's taxonomy places the organism in Eukaryota, Metazoa, Echinodermata, Asteroidea, Valvatida, Acanthasteridae. The record is from RefSeq and is a predicted model, not a curated record.
CUAGACAAUGUACACGUAAAUUGCCGUGCAAUUUUCGCUUGCCCUAAAUGCUUGUACUUUGUAGGCCUAACAACAAUUCUGUUUCAACGAGAUUUAGCCAGCAUCAGAAAGAACAGUAUCUGCUGUUUAGUGAAGGACUUGAUGACGCAGCACAUUAGUGCCUUGAUACACCAUGGCAACUGCAUCAGAAAUCGCUGCCAAAAAUGCUCUCAUCCAGUCUACAGCUGGUGCUAUCCCCUUCGUCAAUGAGAAGGGGGAGGUGAGCAUGCAGAAAGUGAAAGUCAAGAGAUAUGUGACAGGAAAAAGGCCAGACUAUGCACCCGACAGUAGCAGUGAUGAAGAGGAUAAUGUAGAAGUUCCUUUUGUUCGGAAGUCAAAGAGCAGUGCUGGGGCAGUGCCUUCCUCAAAGGAACCUGACGAAGAGGCUGACUCUAGACUGCGGCGACUGCGGGAUCGAGAACAGGACAUCGAGGGUGACGUUGUUGAGAGAAUUGCAAGGCACCGCCAUGUCCACGGUCCUGAGGUCCUCGAUGAGGGAGAACUAGAGCCAGAGGAUGAGGAUGAGGUGGAUGAAGAUGAAGACAGCGACCGAGACUAUGCCUCACGGCGAAGAAUGCAUGUAGUCCAUCGUAUGGAGGCAGAAGAGAGCAGCUCAGAUGAGGAAGAAGAACUAGAUGAAGAGGAGAUUGAGAGACGGCGAGCCAUCAUGCGAGAGAGGGCACAAGGACGUGGAACAGCCAGGGAAGAUGAGGAACUUCUUGGGGUAGAGGAAGAUGACGACGUAGGAGACAAAGAGGCAGUAGGAGAUGAAGAGGAGGAAGAAGAUUCUGAAUAUGAAGAAUACACGGAUUCUGAGGAAGAGUCAGGGCCCAGGUUAAAACCAGUCUUUGUUGCAAGGAAGGACAGAGUGACCGUGCAGGAGAAGGAAAUGGCAGCCCAGAAAGAGCAGGAAAUUGAAGAGAUGGACAAACUAAAAAUAGAAGAACGACGAAAGGAGACACUCAGAUUAGUGGAGAAAACCAAUCGGCAGGAGUUGGAGUUGGAGGCAGAGUCCUCAGUCAAGGAGGCUAACCUGAAUAGUGUCAACACGGAUGAUGAGAAUGAUGAGGAAGAGUAUGAAACCUGGCAGGUACGAGAGCUGAAACGUAUCAAGAGAGACAGGGAACAACGUGAGCAACUCCAGAAGGAGCUAGCAGAGGCAGAGCGUCUACGUAAUAUGACAGAGGAGGAACGUCGUAAUGAGCUGAGGGUUAACCCCAAAACCAUCACCAACAAGGCAGUCAAAGGUCGCUACAAGUUUCUACAGCGAUACUACCACAGAGGUGCUUUCUUCUUGGAUGAAGAAGACCAGAUUUACCAGCGAGAUGUUGCUAAGCCCACUCUGGAAGACCACUUUGAUAAGACAGUCCUGCCUAAAGUCAUGCAGGUCAAGAACUUUGGUCGGUCUGGGCGCACCAAGUACACUCAUCUGGUGGAUCAGGACACUACUGAGGUUGAUGCACCUUGGAUGCAAGACUCUGCCAUCAGUCGCAAAUUCCAGGCCACUGCUGCUGGUGGAAUGAAGCAGAGCUUUGAGAAGCCCACUAAAUCACGGAAGACAACAUCUACGUAGUUUUAGCAGUGUGGUACUUCAUGACAAAUCUGUCUUUUGGUUUUUUUGUGUGUAAAACUAUCGAAAUACUCAGCCAACACAGCCCUAUUUCAUGGAGCAUAUAAAUUUGUUAAGUGCAGAAAAUACUUUUGCCAAGCCCCAAAAAAGUGAAGCAGCCCAAAUGCGAAUGGGGUGUAAUUCCCAAUAGACCGUAUUCACGGCGUCCCCAAUUUCAGUCGUAUUCCUGAAUGUACAAUUUCAAUUUGAAACCUGUAAUGGGAUGGUACCAGGUGAUU